Etheostoma cragini (Arkansas darter) is the source of this 534-nucleotide messenger RNA. RefSeq names its product glutamate receptor, ionotropic, delta 1b (gene grid1b). Gene Ontology annotation, biological process: modulation of chemical synaptic transmission; synaptic transmission, glutamatergic. The annotation marks the transcript as partial. Lineage: Eukaryota; Metazoa; Chordata; Actinopteri; Perciformes; Percidae. The record is from RefSeq and is a predicted model, not a curated record. Gene Ontology annotation, cellular component: postsynaptic membrane; plasma membrane. Gene Ontology annotation, molecular function: transmitter-gated monoatomic ion channel activity involved in regulation of postsynaptic membrane potential; glutamate receptor activity. The transcript has 2 exons.
GCGAAGAAGAGUGCCUACGCCUUCCUGUGGGACAUGGCGGUGCUGGAGUACGCGGCGCUGACGGAUGACGACUGCACCGUCACGGUGGCGGGCAGCAGCGUGAGCAGCAAGGGCUACGGCAUCGCCAUGCAGCACGGCAGCCCCUACCGGGACCUCUUCUCCCAGAAGAUCCUGGAGCUUCAGGAGAAGGGGGACCUGGACAUCAUGAAGCAGAAGUGGUGGCCCCGCACGGGCCGCUGCGACCUCAGCAGCCACGGCGGCGCCGCCCACCCCGACGGCCGCGCCCUCCGGCUGCACAGCUUCGCCGGCGUGUUCUGCAUCCUGGCCGCCGGCCUGCUGCUGGCCUGCCUGGUGGCCGGGCUGGAGGCGUGGUGGAGCAGCAACCGCUGCCGCCAGGAGGCGCCCAAAGAGGUGACCGAGCACAGGGCCCGGCGGACGGGCCCGCGGGGGGAGGACACUGCCACACUCUACUUUAAGGAUCCAGCCGCAGACGCGAGCCCCGACUUAGUGGAGCUCCAGUACACCCAGCUGUAG